This is a messenger RNA of Oldenlandia corymbosa var. corymbosa, 426 nucleotides long. The record is from the annotation of a GenBank genome assembly. NCBI's taxonomy places the organism in Eukaryota, Viridiplantae, Streptophyta, Magnoliopsida, Gentianales, Rubiaceae.
AUGAAUCCGCUACUAACUACUACUAGGAAGCAGCAUAUCAUCAUCAGAAACCUCUCUCAAUUGCUAGCAAAACCCUUAAUCUCAACUCGGGAAACAAUUCUCCUUGGCCCACCACAAAUCUACGCCGCUGUAACGGCGCCCUCCACCACCACCACCAACGUCAAAGCUGACCCGUUCAUGGAUCUGAUGACGGCCAGUUACAACAAUGCCGCCGGCCACAUGAAUCUCCAAAACCCAACAUCAUCAAGAAUGGGUUUCACUGAAAACCGUUCCCCAACUUUGCUCUCCAGUGGAGACCCUUGCUUGGACUUUUUCUUCCACGUGGUCCCCGAUACGCCUCGAGAAACCCUAAUUCAAGCCUCCAACUCGCCUGGAAUGCCAAUCCGUCGACCACCCUCAAGCUCAUAUGCAAUCUCCGCAGCGUAA